This is a messenger RNA of Nicotiana tabacum (common tobacco), 834 nucleotides long. NCBI's taxonomy places the organism in Eukaryota, Viridiplantae, Streptophyta, Magnoliopsida, Solanales, Solanaceae. The record is from RefSeq and is a predicted model, not a curated record.
AUGGCAAUGAUAAGAGGGAAUCCGAGCGAUUCAUAUAAGGAGUUGCCGAAGUAUUUGCAUAUGUUGGAGCAUACAAAUCCAGGAACGGUUACAAAGUUGCACAAAUCAGAAAAUGGAUGCUUUCUUUACGCAUAUGUUUCGUUAUAUGCAUCUAUCAAGGGUUUGGAGUAUUGCAGACCGAUAAUGGUUGUUGAAGGAAGUUUCCUUAAGUCAACAUAUAAGGGUACCAUAUUGACUGCUUGCACACAUGAUGGAGCUGGUGAGUUGACUGCAUCUACCUUGUUUCUGCAGUGCGGCACAUAUUCUGCUUCUGCGGAGAUUCCCCCAGCUGCCGGCAUCCGCUUCUGCGCCCUUCCUUCCGCAUCUGCGCCUUCGCAGUGCGGACAUUCCCUCGCACCUGCUCUCCCAGACUUUUCUCUCAAUCUCGCACCUAAUGUCAAGCGCACAUUCAAGAAACAUCACAAACAAUUGAAGGAUAUCUUUUUCGCUUUGGCUAGAGCUUACACGAUAGAUAAGUUUUACUACCAUGUGACAGAGAUGUGCAAAAUUGAUCUGAGGGUGCAGCCUUACUUGUUCGAAAUUGGCUACAAAAGGUGGUCUAGGGCAUACUCCAAAGUGAAAAGGUCGAUUGUAAUGACUUCCAAUAUUGCAGAGUCAAUUAAUGCAGCAAACAAAGAUGCUAGAGAGCUACCAAUAAUGCAAUUGCUGGAGUACAUGACAAAUUUUCUACAACAGUGGAACAACGAAAAUAGAACAAAUACAAUGGAGACAUCUACAGAGCUUGGCAAAAAGUACGACAAACUCCUUCGGGAAAAUCUGAUUGCAUCGGAGUAA